Penicillium taxi is the source of this 2229-nucleotide messenger RNA. RefSeq lists its product as uncharacterized. Gene Ontology annotation, molecular function: hydrolase activity, hydrolyzing O-glycosyl compounds; carbohydrate binding. Gene Ontology annotation, biological process: carbohydrate metabolic process. The transcript has a single exon. Lineage: Eukaryota; Fungi; Ascomycota; Eurotiomycetes; Eurotiales; Aspergillaceae. The record is from RefSeq and is a predicted model, not a curated record. The coding region runs from base 1 to 2229 and encodes 742 amino acids.
AUGCUAUCUUUUCUUGCUAUCCUGCUCGCUCUCUCCAUUGGGAGUGCCCUAGUGGUUUCAGCACAGGCCUAUCACCAACCUACUUCGAAAGGGUUUCGCAUGCAACAUGGUCUUGAGACCGUCCUUGUGCAGCCUUUUGGCUAUGAUGGCUUUCGAGUACGUGCCUGGCCAUUUCGACCCCCAACAGGAAAUGAGAUUAGCUUCAUUUAUGAUCCUCCACUUGAAGGGCCUGAGGAUGGGGAGGCCCAUGGUUUGAGCUUCGAUACCGCCUUCACAGGAAAUCAAUCCGAAGAGAUUCGCAAUGGCAAUAUAAUUGUGCGUACGUCUGGCUGGGGUGGAAGCGCCGGUGGAUAUCGCCUGGCGUUCUACCGCGUGGAGACAAACGGCUCGGAGACCUUACUCACGAAUGAAUAUGCGCCGCUAAAAUCCAUCAAUCCAAGAUACUACUCAUGGAAUGGCCCUGGCAGCGAGUUUUCUGCCGAAUUCUCCUUUAGCACGACAUCUAAGGAGCAGAUCUAUGGAACUGGGACCCAGCAGGAUCAUAUGGUCAACAAAAAGGGAACGACCAUUGAUCUCAUCAAUUUUAAUGGAAAUAUCCCAACCCCAGUCUUCAUAAGUAACCAAGGGUAUGGCUUUAUUUGGAACAUGCCCUCGACCGGUAGAAUGGAAUUUGGCCAAUUGCGUAACAGAUUCACCGCAGACGCAGCAACAGUAGUUGACUACAUCAUAGUAGCUUCAUCGCCUGGUGACUAUAACACACUGCAGCAACGUCUUUCCGCUCUCACUGGACGAGGUCCGAUUCCACCAGACUGGUCACUUGGCUAUAUCCAAUCUAAGUUACGCUAUGAAAAUCAAACAGAGGUGAUUCUUCUUGCCGAGGAGUUCCAGUCUCGUCAAAUUCCAGUCUCGAUGAUUGUCAUCGAUUACCAGUCAUGGGCCCAUCAAGGUGACUGGGGCCUCGACCCGCGUCUAUGGCCCGAUGUGGCUGUAAUGGCGCAGACAGUCAAGAAUCUCACAAAUGCCGAGAUGAUGGCAUCCUUGUGGCCAAGUGUGGAGGAUAACAGCGUGAACUAUGCUGACCUAAUGGCGCAAGGAUUCCUGUCUGCUACUCGAUCCGGCCCCGGAACAACAGACUCGUGGAAUGGAUCCUACAUCCGCAACUAUGAUUCAACAAACCCAGGCGCCCGGUCCUUUUUGUGGAAUACCCUGAAAAAGAAUUACUUUGACAAUGGAAUCAAAAACUUCUGGAUUGACCAGGCCGAUGGAGGGGCUCUUGGCGAGGCAUACGAGAAUAAUGGUCAGAGCAACUAUAUUGAAUCCAUCCCAUUUGCUCUUCCAGAUGUGCUAUAUGCCGCCGGUACGCAAAGCAGCGUCGGCAAGCUAUAUCCAUGGGCCCAUCAGCAGGCAAUAGAAGAGGGGCUCCGAAAUGCGACAUCUACUGAGAUAGGAACCCCGUGUGACUAUCUUUCUCUAAGUCGUUCAGGCUUCAUCGGCUCCCAACGAUUUUGCAGUAUAAUCUGGUCAGGCGACACUACUUCUGUCUGGGAAACUCUUGGUGCACAGGUAGCUAGCGGUCUAUCUGCAGCGGCAACAGGUUGGGGCUGGUGGACGUUGGACGCCGGUGGCUUCCAAGUAGAUUCAACUGUGCCUUGGAGCGGUAAUAUUGAUACCCCAGAAUAUCGUCAACUUUACGUCCGAUGGCUACAAUGGACAACUUUCCUGCCCUUCAUGCGCACACAUGGUUCCAGAGCUUGCAACAGCCAGUAUGCCUACACAUGCGCCAAUGAGCCGUGGUCAUAUGGCGUAGAGAACACUCCGAUCAUCGUUUCUUACAUCAAUCUUCGCUAUCAGCUGGCUUUAUACAUCCGUGAAAUAUUUUCUCAGUUUCACAAGACCGGCCGUUUGAUCAUGCGUCCGCUCUACAUGGACUUUGAGACUUCAGAUCCCCGGAUUCCAGACUUGACACGGGAGAACAGCAACGUCACAACCCAACAAUACAUGUUCGGUCCACGGCUAUUGGUUACGCCUGUCACCCGGCCAAAUGUUACCGAAUGGUCCGUCUACCUACCCCAGACUACAGGUGAUGAGGCGAAACCAUGGACCUACUGGUGGACCAACCAGACCUAUGCAGGGGGUCAGACAGUCACCGUGCCUGCCCCGAUCCAGCACAUUCCUCUUUUCCACCUCGGAACUAGGUCUGAUAUUGUGGCUGGCAACGUAUUUUCUUGA